CAGAGGGGCAAGUCUGUGUCAUAGGUCCAGCAGCGAUAGCAUUAAUUUCUCGUCGAAGAACUUUAAAAUUCUGAUUCUGAACAUCAACUCCACGCAGAUAACACCCAAUUGCCAUCUUACAAACAUGUCCUCCAACAAGAUCUGGCUGCGUGCCGAAACUAAGCCCGCCGAGGCUCGGUCUGCCUUGACACCGACUACCUGCAAGGCUCUUAUGGAUGCUGGAUAUGAAGUGACUGUCGAGCGUUCCACCCAGCGGAUUUUUGAUGACGAAGAUUUUGCCAAGAUUGGCGCACCGCUGGUGGAGGAAGGUUCUUGGGUGAAGGAUGCCCCCAAGGAUGCCUACAUUCUGGGUCUCAAGGAGCUCCCUGAGGAUGAUUUCCCCCUCGAGCACGUUCACAUCUCCUUUGCACACUGCUACAAGCAGCAGGGUGGCUGGGAGCAGGUCCUCAGCCGCUGGCCCCGGGGAGGUGGUACUCUCUUGGAUCUUGAAUUCCUCACCGAUGAUGUUGGUCGGAGAGUCGCUGCUUUCGGUUGGUCCGCCGGCUAUGCAGGUUCCGCUUUGGCUGUUAAGAACUGGGCUUGGCAGUUGACGCACCCUGAGGGCGAGCCUUUGCCUGGUGAGGUUCCGUACAUCAACCAGGAUGCCCUGAUCGAGUCGGUCAAGAAGUCCCUUGAGGAGGGUAAGAAGCAGUCUGGCCGCUCUCCCAAGAUUCUUGUCAUUGGCGCUCUCGGCCGUUGUGGCAGUGGUGCUGUGCAGCUCGCCAAGGACGUGGGUAUUCCAGACUCCGACAUCGUUCGGUGGGAUAUCGAGGAAACCAAGAAGGGCGGCCCCUUCCGGGAAAUCGUUGAGGAUGUCGAUAUUCUCGUCAACUGCAUUUACCUCAGCGCACAGAUCCCACCUUUCGUUACUCCAGAGACUCUUACUUCGCCGAACCGCCGCUUGUCGGUCAUCUGCGAUGUGAGCGCUGAUACUACCAACCCCCACAACCCUCUCCCCGUGUAUUCUAUCACUACUACCUUUGACAAGCCUACCGUUCCCGUCACCUUGGCAGGCGGAAGCCAGGUCGCUGGCCUAAGUGUGAUCAGCAUCGAUCACCUUCCGUCUCUUCUGCCUCGUGAGAGCUCGGAGAUGUUCAGCCAAGCCUUGCUCCCUAGCUUGCUCCAGCUGAAUGACCGGCAAAACGCCCGCGUCUGGAAGCAGGCCGAGGAUCUUUUCAAUGAAAAGGUCGCUACUCUGCCCGAGUCCCUGCGGGCCUAAAUGAUGCACUUCUUCAAAAUCAGGCUGGCUUCUGAAAAAAGGAUUAUUGCGUGUAUUAUGGGUACCGAUUGAUACGAUGCUUCCUGAAAAUCUCGAUGGUUUAUGGAUGUUAGCAUGUUAUGAUAUGAGACUAUUGACUAGAAUAGAGGCAACAAAAAGUGUUGUUAAAGUAAUAUCAUGCAUUAUGGAGUAAGCUCCCAC
Molecule: messenger RNA, 1459 nt
Organism: Aspergillus vadensis CBS 113365
Lineage: Eukaryota; Fungi; Ascomycota; Eurotiomycetes; Eurotiales; Aspergillaceae
Gene: lys1
Product: saccharopine dehydrogenase (NAD+, L-lysine-forming)
Exons: 8
Coding region: 125-1258 (377 amino acids)
Cellular component (GO): cytoplasm
Molecular function (GO): saccharopine dehydrogenase (NAD+, L-lysine-forming) activity
Source: RefSeq, a predicted model, not a curated record